Saccostrea cuccullata (small rock oyster) is the source of this 1446-nucleotide messenger RNA. RefSeq lists its product as uncharacterized. The transcript has 2 exons. Gene Ontology annotation, molecular function: catalytic activity. The record is from RefSeq and is a predicted model, not a curated record. NCBI's taxonomy places the organism in Eukaryota, Metazoa, Mollusca, Bivalvia, Ostreida, Ostreidae. Bases 1 to 1446 code for a protein of 481 amino acids.
AUGCCAAAAAUUGAAGAGAUAAAAAUUAUGAUUCAAAACAAACAAACUCUUGAUAUUCUAGGACUUUGUGAAACCUUUUUGAAUGAAAAUGUUAAUGAUUCUGAAUUGAAUAUUGAUGGCUUUGAAAUAGAAAGGAAGGAUCGCACUUUGAGGGCAGGUGGUGGAAUUGUAGUAUACAUUUCUAAAAAUAUAAGAUACAAUCGUAGAACUGAUUUUGAAAUUGGUAAUAUUGAAACAAUUUGGCUAGAAUUAAAUAUAAAGAAUUCUAAACCAAUUUAUUAUUGUUCAGCGUAUCGUCCACCAUCUGCUCCCUCCUGCUGGGCAGAGGACCUGGCUAGAGAGAUUAACUGUGCCUCCUGCUGUGACAAUGCUGAAAUCAUCUUAACAGGUGAUUUUAAUAUAGAUUUAUUCAAAGAACCCCCACAAAGUUGGACAUAUGCUCUAGAAGAGUUUGGUUUUUCACAAUUAAUUACAGCACCAACUAGAGUAACUAAUACCUCAAGCACCCUAAUAGAUCACUUUUACACCAAUAAACCAGAUAACAUGUGUGAAGUAAAUGUACCUUUUAUAGCCAUCUCUGACCACUACCCAAUAUGUGCUACUAGGAAAACAAAAUGCAUGCCACAAAAAGGAAAACACAUAGAAAUCCAGUAUAGAGACUUUAAAAAAUUUGAUGAAAAUAAAUUCCUCCAAGACUUAAAAGAUGUAGACUUUAACAAUCUCCUCCAGAUGCAUGACCCUAAUGAAAUACUAACUGAAUUCUAUGAAUUAUUUAAUAGCGUACUAGACCAGCAUGCACAGGUUAAAAUUAAACGAGUAAAAAGUGAAAUCCGUCCUAAAUGGAUGACACAAGAAAUAAACAAUGCUAGACAUUUACGGGACUCUUACCACAAAGAAGGAGAUAUGGAGAACUAUAGACUUUAUCGAAACAAAGUUAGUCUUCUUAUAGACAAGUCAAAAUCUUCUUACUAUAAAACAGCGAUUGAACAGAGUUCAAAUCCCAAAGAAAUGUGGAACUAUCUUAAUCAAUUAACAUGUAAUCAUAAGAAUACAACUCCAUCUCAUGUGUCUUCUAAUGGGGAAAUUGUUGAUAAUUUACAGGAUAUUGCAAAUACUUUUAAUAACCACUUUACAGAUGUCUCUAACAAGCUUCUUUUGGAAAUACCAAAACAUGAUUAUGAUCCCAAUAUAUUAUGUAAUUUUGUUAAGUCUAAACUUGAUGAGGAAACCUUCUUUAGUAUUCAUCAAAUUGAGGAAAGCGAAGUUUUUAACAUGUUAAAUUCUCUAAAUGUCAAUAAAUCAGCUGGCAUUGACUUUAUUGGGCCGCGUCUUUUGAAAGUCGCAUCUAAAUAUAUAUGUAAACCUAUAACUCAUCUUAUCAAUGCUAGCAUAAGGGCCCUGGGGAAGAAUAGUGCAUGCACUAACCAGGUUACCUUCUUUAAAUAA